Messenger RNA from Sclerotinia sclerotiorum 1980 UF-70, 1305 nucleotides. RefSeq lists its product as hypothetical. The record is from RefSeq and is a predicted model, not a curated record. NCBI's taxonomy places the organism in Eukaryota, Fungi, Ascomycota, Leotiomycetes, Helotiales, Sclerotiniaceae. Bases 1 to 1305 code for a protein of 434 amino acids. Gene Ontology annotation, cellular component: nuclear membrane complex Bqt3-Bqt4. Gene Ontology annotation, molecular function: DNA binding. Gene Ontology annotation, biological process: mitotic telomere tethering at nuclear periphery; meiotic attachment of telomere to nuclear envelope. The transcript has 3 exons.
AUGCCUGCUUCGCGACACUUACCCCCAAAGGUCAAUCCUUUGAUGACCUCAGAAAUCCCAUCUUAUGAAACUUUGGUUGCUAGAAGAAGAUUGGGUCAGACGGAUCUUGCUGUAAAGACAGGUCAACUCAAUACUUCGAACUCUACGCGGCCAAAGAACUUGGGCACUUUCGACUACGCGCAUUUGCGUGCUCCGUUGCCUAAAGGAAUUCACAGUGGUAUCUUUAAGCCUUCGCCCGCCUCGUACUUUCUUAUGCGCCGUAGCAGUGAUGGCUAUAUCAGCGCGACCGGAAUGUUUAAAGCCACAUUCCCAUACGCGGAGGCCGCGGAAGAGGAAAUGGAGCGUCGUUAUAUUAAGAGCCUGCCAACAACCUCUGUAGAUGAGACCGCAGGGAACGUUUGGAUCCCACCUCACCAUGCGCUCGAGCUUGCAGAAGAAUACCAAAUCCUGCCCUGGAUCAAAGCUCUCCUUGACAACGCGCCCAUUGAAGUUAACCCAACUAAAGACCAGACAACUAAAUCAAUUGUCCCACCUCCAAAGUUUGACUUUAAAGAUCUCGCUCCAAUUCCCGCACCAAGGCUACUAUUAGAAGAGGCACCUCAAAUCGCCCCUCCCGAGACCCUUACCGCACCGACUACAAAAAGUGGCCGUCCUCGUCGAUCCGCAUCACCCAGCAAAUAUGCAUCUACAUCUCCUCGUAAGAUUGCAAGAGCACGCAAACCAAGCGCUAGGCUAGCAAGUUUGGAGCCUACCGAGACCGCCAACAAUGUACUCGAACAAGUUGAGGAAAACGGAGUUGUUGAGGCCGAGAAGCAGAAGGUAGAGACGACAGAACCCGCGGAAUCCGCAGAAUCCACAGCUUCUGAGCCUGUGAAAGAGUCAGAGAAGGAAGAAUCAAGCGAAGUCUCGGAGCCAAAGGUCACAGUCAAAGUUGACACUGAUGUUGAGGUUAACGGUGAUGUUGAGACGACCCACACUCAUGUUCAGGUGGAGAUGCCAGCUGGUUCACCAGAUCUCUCCCUCCCGGAGGAUACUGAAGCUAUGAUUGCCAAGGCGAAAGAAAUGGUGGAUGCUGCCGUCAAGCAUGACGCAGCUAUACCCAGUCGCUCGAAGCAAGUGAAGAGAAAAGCCGAAGAGUUUGAGGCAGACGUGGAUGACGAAGAAGAGCCUUCACAAGCUCCAGCUAAGAAGGUCAAGGUAGCGGCCGAUUUGAGAAAGGAGAGGGUGAAGACUCGGGCAUUGAUUGGAUUGAGUGCUACUUUGGCAAUUGGUGCAAUAAUUCCAUAUGUGUUUGGCGCUUUUUAA